UUUCCUAAUAUGAUAGAGCAAAGACUUGUGGGAUUUUGUCAUGGAUUUACAAGGACAAGCCAUUUGUGAAAGAUAUACAAAAAGAGGAAUAUUUCUUACAACGGUGGUUUCCUUAGUUGUUGCGAUUGUAACAGACGAUUAUAAAACCACGUUCAAAGGCUUUCUUAUUGGAGUUUUUUUAGUAGCUUUGGUAGGUUGUCCAAAUACUAUUUCUGUCUGUAUGAGAAAAGCAAACUCAGUUCAUUCUCUUCUAGUGGGUACUUCCUAGUUGGCCAUUUUAUAGAAGACAUCC
This is a messenger RNA of Galdieria sulphuraria, 292 nucleotides long. RefSeq lists its product as uncharacterized. The record is from RefSeq and is a predicted model, not a curated record. The coding region runs from base 41 to 268 and encodes 75 amino acids. Lineage: Eukaryota; Rhodophyta; Bangiophyceae; Galdieriales; Galdieriaceae. The transcript is spliced from 2 exons. Gene Ontology annotation, cellular component: membrane; signal peptidase complex.